AUGCAUAAAAGCAAGCCAUCCCGUUAUCAUUCAGUCUCCUGCUCCAUUUGUCACCUCCACUGUUUUCAGCAACAUCCCGACACAAUUCACGACGACUGCUACUCCAAACAACGGUGCAACUCCUGGAACCGUCUUUGUUGUGGUUCCAAUCGUCUGUGUCACCACGACAAGCCUUGGCGACUUUCCUCAAGUAACUGCGACUACUACUUACGAUGCCGGUGGUCCUUCAGGCACGAUUAUCGUGCAGGUUCCCACAGAGACUUUGGCAGCACCCACUGCAUGUGA
Molecule: messenger RNA, 285 nt
Organism: Ramularia collo-cygni
Lineage: Eukaryota; Fungi; Ascomycota; Dothideomycetes; Mycosphaerellales; Mycosphaerellaceae
Exons: 2
Coding region: 1-285 (94 amino acids)
Source: RefSeq, a predicted model, not a curated record